AUGUCUUCCUCUAUUGCCUUUGAACACAAACAACACAAACUCAGGAUGAGUACGUCAGCCCGCGAGGAAAUCUUGCAUAGCUCUGCAUCCUCUGGCUCAACAGGGCUCACUACUCCUGAGAGCCUUACGGCCGACCUCCCAACGUCUACAAGAUGGCGUCCAGCUUUCCACUUGAUGCCUCAAGAAGGAUGGAUCAAUGACCCAUGCGCUCCUGGGUAUGAUCCAUCCACUGGAAUGUACUAUCUCUCCUUUCAGUGGAAUCCCAAUGGUCCUGACUGGGGUGAUAUCGCUUGGGGCACUGCGACUUCUCACGAUCUGGUUUCGUGGAAAGUCAUAAAGCAACCCGUUCUUCUUCCAGAAAAUGACUAUGACUCCAAAGGCGUCUUUACUGGGUGUUUCGUCAAGGGGCAGGAUGAGUCACUUAACUAUAUAUACACCUCAGUCAGCGCCCUCCCGAUCCAUUAUACCCUCGACCAUCCAAGGGGCUGUGAGACAUUGAGCGUUGCGACCUCUUCAGAUAUGGGCAAAACAUGGCGAAAAAGUGAUCUAAAUCCUAUCCUUGGAGGCGAACCUGAAGGCCUCGAUGUCACUGGUUGGAGAGAUCCGUUCUGUGGUCCAUGGCCCAACAUGAGUAAGACCCUAGGGUUGGACCCGAAGGAGACCAUGUUCGGGAUCAUUUCUGGAGGCAUUAGAAAUAUAACCCCCACCAGCUUCCUUUACAGAGUCAACCCAAACGAUUUCACUGACUGGAAAUACAUCGGCCCUAUCGCCAAUCCUGGUCUGAAUUUUAGACCAUCACGGUGGUCGGGCGAUCUUGGCAAGAACUGGGAGGUUACUAACUUUCUGUCGCUACGUGAUGGGAAUGACCCCCACUCAAUCUCUGACUUUCUCAUCAUGGGAACUGAAGGAUGCCUUGAGGACAUCUCAAAAUGGCCCCCGAGCACUGCAAGUCCAUCACGCCCAAGACGAAACCAGCUUUGGAUGUCAGGUGACCUUGGAAAAGAUGAGUCUAAUGGCUCUGCCAGUAUGUCAUUUAACUUUGGAGGCCACCUUGACCAUGGAUGCUUGUACGCUGCCAACUCAUUUUUUGACCCCCGAAGUCAGAGCCAUAUCUUCUGGGGUUGGAUCACUGAAGACGACCUGUGCGAUGAUCUCCGUCACCAACAAGGAUGGAGUGGAGUUUUAUCGAUGCCUCGACAACUCUAUUUGCAGACUCUGCGCAAUGUAGUGGGCUCUUUGGUCUCCGAUUUGCCCUGUAUCACUUCUAUUAAGACCCAUUCCGUGAACGGAGGAGCUUCCACUAUUCAGACCCUUGCAAGUGGACCCUAUCAGCCUCUGGUUCAACAUCUUCGAAGCGCCCCAAGCGUGCAGCUCUCCCAAUUGGGGAGGUUGUGUCUUGGAGCCAGUGCCAGCGGAGUGGAAUUAUUACCAGAGAAAGGGCUGAGCAAGCAAUGGGAGCUUGAGUGUUCAUUCAAGAUCUCCCAAAAGUGCUCCAACGUGGGAGUAUCGAUUAAUCAUUCGCGAGACUCCGAACGUGCAACUAUAAUGUUAUUUGAGCCACAGCUUGAAACAUUUACAGUUUUACGGCCAAGCUUCUCUGGACGUGAUGCAUCUUUGAUCAACAGUUCACCUGAAGUAGCACCACACACCUUGUUCACAGUCUCCGACCCCAGUAGCGGGGAAGAAUGUACGGAAACUUUGGAUAUCCACGCAUGGCGAGACAAUUCGGUUCUGGAGAUAUUCGUAAAUGGCCGGACUGCGAUCUCCACGCGACUGUAUGCCGCGGAAGAAACAAUCGGUGUGCGAUUCUUCGCCCACGAUAGGGCUUCAACUACUCAUGGACUUCGGACGAGUCAUACGGGCUCAACGGAACUGCAGUUUGCGAAAGUGUGGGAUGGAAUUGCGAGCUAA
Aspergillus pseudotamarii is the source of this 1911-nucleotide messenger RNA. RefSeq names its product glycoside hydrolase family 32 protein. Gene Ontology annotation, biological process: sucrose catabolic process. Bases 1 to 1911 code for a protein of 636 amino acids. The record is from RefSeq and is a predicted model, not a curated record. Gene Ontology annotation, molecular function: sucrose alpha-glucosidase activity. The transcript has 2 exons. Lineage: Eukaryota; Fungi; Ascomycota; Eurotiomycetes; Eurotiales; Aspergillaceae.